AUGGAAGAGUUGCAAUGUGGCCUUCUUGGGUUUGCGUCCACAUCCUUCCCCCUUGCAAUAUGGGCGGCACGGCGGACUGGUGGAGACAAUAGCGGGAGGGCGUCGUCCGCCGUAUUAUCGCAGUUGCACCCAUCGGAGCGUGCGUUGAUUGAAGACGCUCUACCGCUUGGGGCAAUGUGUCAUGCCUUGCGCGGUGUGGCGACGGAUAUUGCAGUGGGCCGUACCGAAGGCUUGUAUCCCUCCGCUAUUGGAGCUGCCAUCACAAGAAUAUUGGAGCACUAUGAGAGUGCUGUCCAGAAUGCAACCACAGCAGCUGCCGUGGCCGCACUUCGCCCCGUGUACUUCCCUGCUUUUACACUCUUGACAGAGAUGGUGGAUCAGCAGAGGAAUACAGAUGCUGUUCUUUCUACUAUCCAUGCGUUUGUCUUGAAUCGUGAGAUUCCACAGGAGUUUAGAGUCUGUCUUGGAGAGUCAGUGUGGAUGGGUCUUCUCUACACCAUUGCGCACUACAUUGCUCAUGGCGUCGUAUUGCACGGUCGUAAGGACUUUUUUAUCUCUGUAAGGUCCAAAGGCGGAAAAGAAGAACACACCUUGCACAGUGACCUUCUCCCGCAUGGAGUUUCUAUGGAGCUUGGCAUGCUGAUUCUUUCCGUUGGCAAAGAGCGACGUAUAGUGCUCGGUGAAGCUGAGAGUCACGGCAGGGAGUAUCUUGAGCAGCUAGCGCUGGGGACGCAGGAUGAGAUGGCAAAUGCCGUUUUCAAUGCAAUUUAUAAUCCCUCGCUUUGCAAUGGUGGGUUUUUAGUGGUGGACGAGUUAGAGACACGCAUUGAGGCAGCUCGGGCUUUGUGGUCAAAGACACUUUGGUUAAAAGUAGGUGAACAAGCAGCCUUACACGAACAUCUUAUUGCUCUACGUGCAAUGUUUUUGUGCCAUCGAGGGGAUCUCUGGCAUGCCUUUGUGGAGGCUGUUUUUCCCAGCCUCGUAGACAGUGCCGUGCACAAGACCAUCGUGAAGGAGGCCGCCAUUGGCCGCGUUGUGGCGGACGCCUUUCUGCAUGCUUUGAGCGUCACUGGUUUAGCCGAGACACCCGUUUAUGAACGAUUUGACAUGUUUAUUCUGCUUCCACUUGAAAUUGGUGAGAGCAAGUUGCGUUCUAUCGAGGAAACGGCGCGGACCAUUCUUUGCUACAUGCGAGGCCUUGGGCUUCACUACGUCGUGCCUCGUGGUCUUCACUUGGUUUUGUCGCCCAAGGCAUUGGAGUACUACCAAAGGAUUUUUUCAUUCCAUAUUGCCAGACGAUUUUCACUGCAUGCGCUUCAUGCCGUUAGACACGUCUUCUCGGAGGCUUCUGUGACGAACAGGCAACCCUCAGCUGAGCUCCGUCGCACCUUUGCUGUGAUGCAACUGCUCUUAUUCCUUCACACCACAUUAGGCUCCCACCUGCAAGUGGAUGUCAUUCUGUUGCAAACCACGGAGCUGGAAAAGUCACUGGAAAAGUGCAAAAGUGUACAGGAGGCGAAAAAAUGUCUGGACCGGUGCGUGUGGCACGUUGCAGAAGGCUCUUUCAUCACAGAGGGUUCGGGCCCACUUUUGGUGGCGUGUGAGUCCCUUUUCCAGUGCUCCAUCGCCCUCUAUGUCCUCUGUACGCGCUAUCGCUUGACAUCGUGGGCGGUGGACGGGGCGCAGAUUUCACUUGAGGUCUCUGCGGCGCUCGCCGCGUUAGAGACGCGAGUGCAGCAGGAUGUAGUGGCAGCUUUUACUGGGCAUCUUUCGGGUUCUGCAACACGUGCCACGGAGCGGGCCCUGUGGGCGCGGCUUGAUUUUAAUCGCUUCCUCUCCGCUGGUGUGCGCCUAAGAAGCACAACGGAGUUUGCACAGCCUGCCACGACGAAGUCGAGGACCGCGUCAGGUCUACGAGCAGCAGCAGCAGCAGCAGCCAAAGGGGGAAGAGGAGCAGGCGGCGGCGGAGGAGGGGCGGCUACAGGACAUGGCACAACUGCAGCGCGUGGGCGUACGGAUCUCCUGCCACGCGCCGCCUCCGCCACUACGAAGGCCACACGUGGGUGA
Trypanosoma conorhini is the source of this 2067-nucleotide messenger RNA. Its product is annotated as p22 protein precursor. Gene Ontology annotation, molecular function: microtubule minus-end binding; gamma-tubulin binding. The record is from RefSeq and is a predicted model, not a curated record. The transcript has a single exon. Gene Ontology annotation, biological process: microtubule nucleation; mitotic cell cycle; cytoplasmic microtubule organization. Gene Ontology annotation, cellular component: centrosome; spindle pole; equatorial microtubule organizing center. The coding region runs from base 1 to 2067 and encodes 688 amino acids. NCBI's taxonomy places the organism in Eukaryota, Euglenozoa, Kinetoplastea, Trypanosomatida, Trypanosomatidae.